CCUAUGUCGUCAUUUCCUGUGGGUCUGCAGGCAAAGGGAGAAGAUGGCGGCCCUGGGGGAACCUGUGCGGCUGGAGAGGGAUAUUUGUAGAGCAAUUGAAUUGUUGGAAAAACUGCAAAGGAGUGGAGAGGUCCCACCUCAGAAACUUCAGGCUUUACAAAGAGUCCUUCAGAGUGAAUUCUGCAAUGCUGUAAGAGAGGUAUAUGAACAUGUCUAUGAGACUGUGGACAUCAGUAGCAGUCCUGAAGUGAGAGCUAAUGCGACUGCAAAGGCUACUGUCGCUGCAUUUGCUGCCAGCGAAGGACAUUCUCAUCCUCGAGUUGUUGAGCUACCAAAAACAGAAGAAGGCCUUGGCUUCAAUAUUAUGGGAGGCAAAGAACAAAACUCUCCAAUCUAUAUAUCUCGAAUAAUUCCAGGUGGAAUUGCUGAUAGACAUGGGGGCCUCAAGCGAGGAGAUCAACUUCUUUCUGUUAAUGGAGUGAGCGUUGAAGGAGAACAUCACGAAAAGGCUGUAGAACUGCUGAAAGCAGCUCAGGGGAAGGUUAAAUUAGUAGUGCGGUACACACCCAAGGUCCUUGAAGAAAUGGAGUCGCGCUUUGAAAAAAUGAGAUCAGCAAAACGCAGGCAACAGACCUAAUGCAAUUCAGAACUUUAUAUUCCAUUUUGCUUUUAGCUAGAAAAGUUUUACUUGUGACCUACUGAUGGCCUCAGUGCCAGUGAUUGUAAAAAACAAACAGAAACUUCCCGUGAAAUCCUUCUUGCCAUUUUAUAAACACCUAUUUUAACAUCAUUUAUGGUUCCAGAGAUGCAUACACUUUUUUCUGACAAGAAAAAGUGAAAGGUGACGAGGGCAGUUCUGUCCUGCUGUUUUUACAGGCCUUUUUCAAAUGCAGAUUUUGUCAUAAAGUUGUUAUAGAUUUUUAAAACUGCUUUUUUAAUAUUAAAAUGUACUUUUACAUUCUUAAUCUUUUUUUAGAAAAGAAAAC
This is a messenger RNA of Hyaena hyaena (striped hyena), 986 nucleotides long. It is a transcript of the gene LIN7C, whose product is annotated as lin-7 homolog C, crumbs cell polarity complex component. Gene Ontology annotation, cellular component: MPP7-DLG1-LIN7 complex; basolateral plasma membrane; cell-cell junction. The record is from RefSeq and is a predicted model, not a curated record. NCBI's taxonomy places the organism in Eukaryota, Metazoa, Chordata, Mammalia, Carnivora, Hyaenidae. Gene Ontology annotation, biological process: maintenance of epithelial cell apical/basal polarity; neurotransmitter secretion; protein localization to basolateral plasma membrane. Gene Ontology annotation, molecular function: L27 domain binding. Bases 44 to 637 code for a protein of 197 amino acids. The transcript has 5 exons.